AUGGAACCCAAGGAAAUUGAUCACAACAGCCUUCGAGGCCAUGCCUCUCACGAGGAUUUGGGCAGACCCAACCGAGCCGUCGAGGCACUCCGCCACCGCCAAAGAGGUCGUACUCCGUCGCUCCUCCUUUCCCCUCCUGAGACAUCACCACUGAUUACUCUGGACGAUGUCCGUCAAGGCUCAUCCCGUGAUCUUCCUCAACUCAAUAACCCAGCCCAGCCCCAUGAGGACAGAUUCACUGGCUCGAGUGAGCCCGGCUCUUUCUACGAUCCCAGCCGUGAGGCACUGAUCAGGCUGGAGUCCGACCUCAAUAGAUGCUACCGAGAAAGGUGGAUGCAGUAUUACAACGCAGGUGAGCGAGGUAGAUGCCGAAGCAGGAGCCCUCGCCGCUCAGACCAGAUUUCUCGUCUACCUGAAGGCCAAGAAGUGAGGAUGAGCCCAUGGGUCGCAGUCAAUGACUUUCCGCGUGAGCCCUACGUUCCUCCCCAGCUGGCCGUACUCAGCUCGCCGCCUCAUACAUACGCACCAAGUGACAACGAGAAUGGUCAUGCUCGGCCAAUGGAGCUAGAGGAUGCCAGCCACCCAUUCAACCAAGUCUCGCCGCUUGAAAUCCACCACAGCCAAGGAUUGGUACGGAAAUCGGAGUCUCCAGAUGCACAGGAGACACCCCAGAAGGGGAAUACCAAGCCAGAAGAAGGACAGCUGUGCGAGUUCGCCGCACCCUGCCAGAUGCACCCGUCACCCGACGGGAUGCACUAUCGAAAGGUCGUGUCCCACGUCUUCGGCCGCAACAAAGCUGUAACCAAGCUCUUCCCGCUCGGCGUCUGGGUCCAUUACUGUCGCAAGCAUUACCAGCGCGCCCGAUACCGCGCUGACCAAUGGCCCUUCACCCAGUGCGACCUCUUAUCAGAGUCCCUGGAUCGAAUGGAGCGGUGGAACGGAGUUCUCCACUUCGAACUCAUCCUCCGUCGACGCGAGCAGCUUCGCGUCGAACAUGACUCUGAGGCCCGGCUUGCCGAGGACGAAGAUGACCAGCGGGCCACCACAGCCAAUGGGCAUGUCCACCCGAUGGCCAAGAAGCCCAGGACUCCUGGUGGACGCUGCCGCAAGCAUCCAACCAGCAUCGUCGCGCCGGUUCCAAACUGGCUUCGUCGCCACGUCGGCGAUGGGAAGAGCUUUGACGAGAUCCGGCGGAUCAUUGAAUUGAUCCGCCGGUACAUGACCCAGCUCCGGGACCAGGAGAUUGCCGACUCCAAGGAGAUCGAGGAGUCGUCCAGCUACCCGACAACUCCUCGAUCCGGUCUGUCAUCGAACCGGAGGAAGGGUGGCCGCAAGGCCGACUUGGCUGACCGCCAUCCUCUGCGGCAGCGCGCGAGCAGUGUCCGGUUCCCGGACAUCGAGAUCCUUCCCCACUUCAAACCGUGGGUGAAGGAAGCUGCUCUCAGACAGCGGGCCGCCACUUCAUCUGGCAGUCAAGAUGCCGGGACUGGGGAGCGAGCGACUCCAGCAGCUCCCAGGGGGGACCAUGGGGACGACUAUGGAGACGGGGGUUCCAGCAAGCCCGGCACGCGGCCGGUAGCGGCGCGCUGGAUGGAGCGGACGAUGCCGCGCGCCGUGCCUAUGCGCACCCGGAUCCCUCGAGCGCUCGACACCAACGGCCUGCGUACAACCCGUCUGCCAACGGGGUUGGUGGGAUCCCUGCGGCAGGGCAGCAGUUCCAGGCCGGCAUCGGCCGGGCUGGCACCAACCGGGGUCAGUCCGAGAGCCAGCGGCGUCGGAGUGAGAGGGUCUAUCUAA
Molecule: messenger RNA, 1797 nt
Organism: Penicillium bovifimosum
Lineage: Eukaryota; Fungi; Ascomycota; Eurotiomycetes; Eurotiales; Aspergillaceae
Product: putative pathogenicity factor
Exons: 2
Coding region: 1-1797 (598 amino acids)
Source: RefSeq, a predicted model, not a curated record